Anisakis simplex (herring worm) is the source of this 444-nucleotide messenger RNA. NCBI's taxonomy places the organism in Eukaryota, Metazoa, Nematoda, Chromadorea, Rhabditida, Anisakidae. The record is from the annotation of a GenBank genome assembly.
GGUCCAAAACCGGCAGUUCUACCACCCGGCGGUAAACCAGUACCACCUGGAGCAACAGGCGCGGGCGCGAAGGGCGCAGCGGGUAAGAAGGAUGCAAAAGGAGAUGAGAAGAAGGACGAAAAGAAAGAUGUGAAGAAAGAUGAGAAGGAUAAUGAGAAGAAGGACGAGAAGAAGGAAGGAGAGGGCGAUGAUAAAAAGAAGGAUGAGGGAAAGGUCGACAAAGAGGAGAAGAAGGAUGACCAGAAGGAGGAGAAAAAGGAAGAGGAACAGUUGAAAACGGAUAAAACGAGACCAACUGAGAGAGAAUCGAAAAGGAGAGAGAGUAAUAAGGAGGAGGGAAGUAAAAAGGAGGAAGGAAGUAAGAAGGAGGAGGGAGAUAAGAAGGAGGAGGGAGAUAAGAAGGAAGAGGGAGAUAAGAAGGAAGAGGGGGAUAAGAAGGAGGAG